UUUUGCUAUGAGCAAUUGCUAGAAACUUAUCAGAUAAUUAAUUUCAAACCGAUGACAGCAACAUUUUAUUAACACGGAACUUUCAAUACCAAACUUGUCAAAGUCGAAUUAUGAGAACCUAUUGUGUCUUAAAUCUCUUCCUUUAUGUCUUAUGCUGGGCUAAUGACAACAUUCACCCUGAGACCAGACUGCGAGAAGAUUUAUUGACAUUUGAUUGUCAUCCGUUAAGUCGCCCUAUUCGAAAUCUAACCACUGUUACAUUUGUGGAGUAUAUUGGGGGUAUUUAUCAACUUGUUGGCUUCAACUCAAUAGAUCAGUCGAUAGAGCUGUUGAUGUUUCAAACAUUGCGCUGGCACAGUGAGUUCUUGAAAUGGGAUCCAGCAAAUUAUUCUGGAAUUGAGAAGAUCCGAAUAUUUCAAAAUAACAUUUGGAAGCCUGACAUUCUUCUGUAUAACGAAAUAAUUAAUUUCGAUUAUGAGAAAUUCUUCUUAAUUGAGCCUCUAACUGUUAAUUAUUCCGGUGCUGUGAGUUGGUCUCAGCCAAUUCACUUGGAAACUACAUGCUCGAUGGAAGUGACGAACUUUCCGUUUGAUUCACAAACUUGUGAAAUUGUGAUGGGAUCAUGGCAGUACACAUUGGCUGAAUUAAGACUAGUUUGUGAUGAGCUGGAUUUGAGAAAUUAUAUACCUGAUAGUCUAUGGGUCUUGCAAGAGGCUUCGUGUCGAGAGCAGUUUAUGGGAGCAUUCAGUGCCGCAGUAAUAACCCUGACCUUCAAACGACUUGAAACUUUCUUUGUGAUCAAUUUAAUAAUUCCCACUGUUUUACUCCUGGGAAUCAGUUCCCUUACUUUCUUCAUUCCGGGAGAAAUUGGCGAGAAACUCAGCUAUGGUGUAACUGUUACACUAUCGCUUUGUGUCAACUUGACAAUUUUCACAGAUUUCAUUCCAAUGACGUCAAAAACAUUUCCCAAGCUGUUCACAUUCAUUCUAUCCAGCAUUGUUCUGUCGUGCAUAUCAAUGGUUUUGGCAACAUUCUCUGUUAAUUUUGAUGAGAUCAGCAGAAAUAGCACAGAUGAAAACAAAACUGCAGCGUUUGAAUCACAAUCUAGUGGUAUGGCGUUGAAUGAGCUUGCACAUCGUGUUUGCCCAGACAAAACUAAGAAGAUGACUCAGCUAAGAAAAGUUGACACAGUUAUUGGGUUUAUAUACCUUAUGGGAGUUACAAUCUACUCUGUGAUUUUUUUCAUAUCUAUGAGUCUUUGA
Messenger RNA from Symsagittifera roscoffensis, 1262 nucleotides. Its product is annotated as neuronal acetylcholine receptor subunit alpha-6-like. Lineage: Eukaryota; Metazoa; Xenacoelomorpha; Acoela; Convolutidae. Gene Ontology annotation, cellular component: plasma membrane; synapse; neuron projection. Gene Ontology annotation, biological process: monoatomic ion transmembrane transport; regulation of membrane potential; signal transduction. Gene Ontology annotation, molecular function: acetylcholine-gated monoatomic cation-selective channel activity; transmembrane signaling receptor activity. Bases 111 to 1262 code for a protein of 383 amino acids. The transcript has 2 exons. The record is from RefSeq and is a predicted model, not a curated record.